Trifolium pratense (red clover) is the source of this 2136-nucleotide messenger RNA. RefSeq names its product protein HOTHEAD. The transcript has 6 exons. Gene Ontology annotation, molecular function: oxidoreductase activity, acting on CH-OH group of donors; flavin adenine dinucleotide binding. Lineage: Eukaryota; Viridiplantae; Streptophyta; Magnoliopsida; Fabales; Fabaceae. The record is from RefSeq and is a predicted model, not a curated record. The coding region runs from base 103 to 1875 and encodes 590 amino acids.
ACACACAAAACAAGGCCAACAAGUGGAAGACACUUAGAGGUUUCAAAGCAGCUUCUUCAGUGAGUAAGUGACUGAGUGCUCUUCUGUGGCCUUCUAUAACCAAUGGCAUCAUUCUCUGCUGUCAAAUUCCUGCUCUACUUCUUUAUAAUAUGGCUCAUCAACUUCCUACCUCUAUGCCAAGGUAAAGAGAACAAUGAAUAUAAGUACCCAUUUAUUAAAAAAGCAAGUUCAUUCUCAUCUCCACCAUCAAUUUCAACCACCAACACAAAUGAUGGUUAUGACUACAUAAUAGUAGGUGGUGGUACAGCAGGGUGCCCUUUAGCUGCAACCCUUUCAAAAAACUUCAAUGUUUUGUUACUUGAAAGAGGAGGAGUACCUUUCACAAACCCUAAUGUGUCAUUUCUUGACAACUUUCACAUUGCUUUGGCUGAUACUUCACCAACUUCAGCUUCACAAUUCUUCAUGUCAACUGAUGGAGUUUACAAUGCUAGAGCAAGGGUUUUGGGUGGUGGUAGCUCUAUUAAUGCUGGUUUCUACACUAGAGCUAGCUCAAGAUUUAUACAGAAGAUGGGUUGGGAUGCAAAGCUAGUAAAUAAGUCAUAUCCUUGGGUUGAAAAGCAGAUUGUUCAUCGUCCAACAUUUUCGCAUUGGCAAAGAGCAUUGAGGGAUGGUCUUCUAGAUGCUGGUGUGUCUCCUUUUAAUGGAUUCACAUAUGAACAUAAGUAUGGAACCAAACUUGGUGGAACCAUUUUUGACAGAUUUGGUCGCCGCCACACUGCUGCUGAAUUGCUUGCUUCUGGAAAUCCUAACAAACUUACUGUUUUGAUCUAUGCCACUGUCCAAAAGAUUGUUUUUGAUACAACAGGAAAAAGACCAAAAGCAAUGGGGGUAAUUUUCAAGGAUGAAAAUGGGAAACAACACAAGGCAAUUCUAGGAAAUGAUAAGCAAAGUGAAGUAAUUGUAUCAAGUGGAGCAAUUGGGACUCCUCAAAUGCUAUUGCUUAGUGGAAUUGGCUCAAAAGCAGAACUUGAGAAGUUGAAAAUUCCUGUGGUACUUGACAACAGAUUUGUUGGAAAAGGCAUGGCUGAUAACCCAAUGAACACAAUUUUUGUUCCUCUUAAGAAACCAGUCAAGCAGUCAUUGAUAGAAACAGUUGGUAUUACCAAUAGGGGUGUGUAUAUUGAAGCUAGCAGUGGGUUUGGACAGUCCAGUGAUAGCAUUCACUGCCACCAUGGUAUGUUAUCAGCUGAGAUUGGACAGCUCUCCACAAUUCCUCCAAAGCAAAGAUCAGAAGAAGCUAUUAAAGCUUUUAUGAAGAACAAAAAAGACAUUCCAAUUGAAGCAUUUAAGGGAGGCUUCAUCUUAACAAAAGUUGCAAAUCCAUGGUCAACAGGUGAUCUCAGAUUGAUCAACACCAAUGUAGAAGACAACCCUGCUGUUACAUUCAACUACUUCAGUCACCCUGCCGAUCUUCAACGCUGCGUCGAGGGAAUCCAGUUAGUAACAAAGGUUGUUCAGUCACAGCACUUCACAAACCUUACUAUGUGUGUCAGAGAAACUACAGAACAACUUCUCAACAGCACUGUGAAGGCUAAUGUUAACCUCAUACCGAAGCAUGUCAAUGACACGAAAUCACUAGAACAAUUUUGUAAAGAUACUGUGAUUACUAUUUGGCACUAUCAUGGUGGAUGUCAUGUAGGGAAGGUCGUCGACUCGGAUCAUAAGGUUCUUGGCGUUAACAGACUUCGUGUCAUAGAUGGAUCGACAUUUACCGAGUCACCAGGAACUAAUCCUCAAGCUACUGUCAUGAUGAUGGGCAGGUACAUGGGACUGAAGAUUUUAAGAGAUAGGUUGGGGAAAUUUGCUGGUGUUUGACAAGUAUGCAAUGUGAUAUUUGAGAAUAAUCUCAAGAAAAAUGAAAAGAAAAAAAAAAAAAAAGUAGAAGACUAGAGCAUUAGUAGUUUGACUUGAAUUAGUGUAUCUUGUUUUUUUUGUUGAUGGUAAGUGGAAAGUGAUUAUUGAAUAAUCAAGAAAGUUUUGGUGUUUAGAAGUAGUAAAUGUAACUCUUCAUGGACGUGCAUGUUUAAACUUUGAUCCAUCUAUUUGUAUUGUAAUAGCGUGUAUUGUAGGCUACAA